Lasiosphaeria miniovina is the source of this 817-nucleotide messenger RNA. RefSeq names its product ribosomal protein L30p/L7e-domain-containing protein. The coding region runs from base 313 to 705 and encodes 130 amino acids. Gene Ontology annotation, cellular component: large ribosomal subunit; mitochondrion. Gene Ontology annotation, molecular function: structural constituent of ribosome. Gene Ontology annotation, biological process: translation. The transcript is spliced from 2 exons. Lineage: Eukaryota; Fungi; Ascomycota; Sordariomycetes; Sordariales; Lasiosphaeriaceae. The record is from RefSeq and is a predicted model, not a curated record.
CGCAAGACGAACGACGUGCUACGGCAACUUCCCACUUUUGGGGUUCACUGGCGUGUUGUGUUGUGUAUUGUGUAUGACCUCACGAUUUCUCAACCUGACUCGCCCCCCUUGCAAAGCUCGUUCGUCAUCGCCGUCGAAGAGACUUGCCAGGCAAGAAUCAGGACAGCACUGGGCUUCUAUCUGGGCGACAGCUAGCGCUGCAAAAGGGGUAGCUUCCGAGCUCGUCUUUCUCUCUCUCGCUCGCGAGCAGACAAAACAAACCCCCAAACCGAACCGACACGCCCACCCUCCCUCUCUCUCCCUCAAAGAAAAAUGUCGUGGUUCCGCAUCACGCUGCACCGCAGCGCCAUCGGGCUGCCGAAGCGCACGCGCGGCGUGCUCAUGGCACUGGGGUUGCGGCGGCGCAACCAGACCGUCUUCCACCCAGUCGAGGCGCAGUUCGCAGGCAUGAUCCUCAAGGUCAAGGAGCUAGUGCUGGUCGACGAGGUGGCCGCGCCGCUGACGCCCGCCGAGGUCAAGGCCGAGCGCACGCCCGACGCCGGUUUUUAUGUUGAGACGCGCGGCCCCGCCCCCGCCAGCCAGGUCGCCCUGCUCGCGACGCCCGUCGUGUCUGGCUUCGGCCGCCUGCCGCCCCGCGCUGCUGGGAGCAUUGGGGACUUUGCGAGCGAGGUCGCCAAGGCAACUGGCCGCAAGGUCAGGUUAUAGAGGGGGAAAAAAGGCGGGGAGGAGAAAUUCGGAUGGGGUUAUAUUUUUUAUUUAUUAUUUCACGUCGGUUUUCGAUUUUGGGGCAGAGGAUAGAAGGGAAGAAGGUAGAAAU